ACAACAGCUGUAAAAUGCAUCAAACAAGUUUGAAUGAUCCAAUAUCAAAAACUUUCCUUUGUUUGAUAGCUUCGAGAUUAUUGUACGAUACAUUCUAAUUCACGAUUACGAUAAGUACGAUUCAUUCUAAUUCUAAUAAAGUGAUCCUAAGGAAAAUUAUUUGUGAUAUGAUAAAUUAUACAGCAUCACCAAUCAUCUCUAUCUAACAUCUAUAGCGAGCAGGAACGAGAGGAAACCAACCAAAUAUGCAUCACAAAUGAUUUUUAACAAAGUAGCUCUAUUGUGUUAAUAUAAUAGUCAUAAUAUAAUAGGGCAAUGUCGUUUGUUGUUGUUUUACAGUUUUUGUUAUUUAACUUGAUGAGAGCUAACCCGUCAUAUAAAAGGGUGUGUAGGGUACACCCCCACGUGUUAGUAGACGAAUAGUAAUCGAUGCAUGUUGCAUAUUUAUUGUAGUAGAUGAUGUGGUUAAUAUAUUUAUUUGAGACAUUUCAGGAUAUGGAAUAGCGAUGAGACCCAAAAGACAAUGGAAGCUGUAAAAUGAGGUUGUAUGAAUGGGAUAACUGAAUGUUGAGUGUUAUAUCUAUUUUACCCCAAGGCCAAGCAUCUAUUGAUGGCGUGUUGCUUCAAAUUAUCCUGUAUAUAUCACUAUGGACUGUCUAUGGGCGUGUUCUUCAUUUAGUUUGCUUGAUUCCAUGCAGGGCGUAUUUUUCUUCAACAUCGUUCAAUGGACUCCGAUCAAGUACCUGGGCUACUCAUAUCCAUUCUGGGCGCACGCCUUCGGCUGGUUUACUGCACUCUCGUCAAUGUUGUGCAUUCCCGGCUAUAUGAUCUGGCUGUGGAGAAAUACUCCGGGAGAUCGCGCCAAUAAAAUUCGACUGAUCGUUCGAAUCGAAGACAGCGUGAGCCAACUCCGCGAGAGAAUGCAAGCCGAUGCCGAGAAGGGCAUGGAACUGUAGAAAAAGACGCUCUGUCCUCCAUUAAACCAUUUCCGCUGGCUUUAUCCAGCGGAUCUUUUGACCACUCGAAAUUAUUAUAUAUAUUAUUCUUUCCUUUCACUGUUCUUUUUAUGCAAUUAUCGAAUCGACCAACCGAUAUAUAUUAAACCAGUUUUUGAAUGUAACGUAAGUAGCAGAUCCAUCUCCCUGGUAAAAAUAUAGUAUGCAUUGUAUUUCAUUCGAACCUAAUCAAUCAUCCGAAUCAUUAACUUUUGAUAGUGAGUGAAACAUUCAAUAGUUAAGAAGUAUACAUCGAGAUAAUAAAUUUCUGUCGACAUGCCUGAUUUAUAUAGCACUUUCUUUUCUAUCAGUAAUUAUAAACUCAUCCUGGGUCUUGCUUUGGA
Molecule: messenger RNA, 1339 nt
Organism: Anopheles nili
Lineage: Eukaryota; Metazoa; Arthropoda; Insecta; Diptera; Culicidae
Product: sodium- and chloride-dependent GABA transporter 1-like
Exons: 2
Coding region: 648-956 (102 amino acids)
Biological process (GO): sodium ion transmembrane transport
Cellular component (GO): membrane
Source: RefSeq, a predicted model, not a curated record